AUGCAUCUGAAGAAGAGAGACAUGUCGCUCAGCGAGACCUACGUGCUCGCCCACACGGCCAGGGCAAAGCUCACCCGCGAAGCUGCCAGAGCCGACCACCACCUACGCCUGCUCGUCGGACACGCCAACAUGCUCGACAACCUCAUGCUUGACCUGGCCGAGGCCGAGCGGGAGCGCGAGGCAUGGUACAACCAGGCCAUCAGGUCCAGAUCUACUUCUACAUCAACAACAUCAACAACAUCAACAACUGCUGCUGCACCAGCGCCGGUCUCGGGCAAGCGCAUCCAAUGGCUGGACACCGUUGUCAGACACGACGAGCCAGAGGACGACAGCGACAACGACAACGGGGAGUGGGACGCCGUCAGUGACAGCGACUCAGACGACUCCUCAGACUAUGAGACCGACGGCGAUUUCCUGGUCGACAUCGCCAGCAAACGGCAUCAACAGAGCAGCCCUGCCGCUGCGGCUGCGGAGCUAUACCCGAUCAAGUUCUCUCCCGCCAGGGACUUCGACCUCGGCCUGGACAACAACAACAACAACGACAACAACAACAACGAAGAAGCAGAAGAAGAGUACGAUGACUACGGCGACUACGACUAUGACGACGGAGACGAGCUCACUCUCACUCGCACUUCGUCCCGGCAACACCAGCCGCCAGAGCUCCUGCACGACUCCGACGAGGAGUCCGAAGACGACAUGCCCCCUUCUCCUCCAAGCACCACCUUCGACUCCUUCUCUGCCGUGGCUGCUGCUGCUGCUGCUGCUGUUACUGCUGCUACGGCUCCAGAGAAGGCUGUUGGCAAGGAUAUCCAUGCAGACCAGCCCGCCAGCCCCAGACUGUCUCCCGAAGAACAGUCCUCCUUCGUCGAGCAGGGCUUCUUCCUGCCGCCCAGGAACCCGGCCAGGACAGCUCAGACGAUGAUUGCCGCCUUUUAA
Molecule: messenger RNA, 936 nt
Organism: Trichophyton benhamiae CBS 112371
Lineage: Eukaryota; Fungi; Ascomycota; Eurotiomycetes; Onygenales; Arthrodermataceae
Exons: 1
Coding region: 1-936 (311 amino acids)
Source: RefSeq, a predicted model, not a curated record